UUACAUUCCUGCGAGAUUGCCAGGCCGCAUGGGGUCAGGUGUUGGCUGGGUGGACUUCGUUCAAUGGCAGACCUAUUACCUGCCAGGCUGCUACAGGCAUCGACUGCGAUACGAGCGGGAUGAUCAACCAGAUAAAAAUUCAAGGUGGCAUCAGAGGAGGGCGCCUUCCGAGCUCCAUCUCCAACCUCCGCGAACUCACUGUCCUAUACCUUCGUUACAGUAGGCUCACUGGCUCAGUUCCUUCCGAAGUUUAUGGACUCACAAAAUUGAGGAUCAUAGAUCUUUCAGUGAAUUAUUUUAGUGGAUCAAUCUCCACGGCGGUCAGCAAUCUUAGAAACCUGGUUACCUUAAAUCUCCUGCAGAAUCGUCUGUAUGGCUCCAUCCCAAUUGGCAUCAGCAGAAUUUCCAACCUGCAAUACCUGGAUCUCACCAAAAAUAAUUUCCGCUUCUCGAUCCCAGAUGUAUUGAGCAAUCUUCAAGCACUCACAUCCUUAUCUCUCGCAGACAAUAAGCUGUUUGGCUCCAUUCCCGAUGGAAUCAGUAAUUUUUCAAGACUGCGAAGCCUAUCCCUUUAUAACAGUCAACUCAAUGGCUCAAUUCCUGCUGCAAUCAGUGAACUUAGAACUCUCACAAUGCUAUUCCUCUCGGGCAAUCAGCUGACGGGCUCAAUCCCGGACGAACUCUACGAGCUUACGAACCUGCAAAGGCUGUAUCUCAAUGAGAAUAAGCUCAAUGGCACAGUUUCGCCUGCAAUCGGCAAUCUUGUGAAUCUAGUGGCGCUCUUCUUGCAGCAAAACGAGCUAGAAGGCAGCCUGCCAGAAACAAUGUCUGCACUUGUGUCUCUCGCUAAUCUACAGCUGGCGAAAAAUCGUCUUAGCGGAACGAUUCCUUCUAAAAUUGGCAAGCUGGCUGCAUUGAGUUAUCUGUCACUUGCCUACAACCAGAUCAUUGGAAGCUUACCUGCCAGCCUCAGCAAACUGACAGACAUGCAGACCCUCGAUCUCUCUCACAACUACCUCACAGGCCCCCUGGUGAAACUCCCGCCACUCCUUCCAGCGGACCUGUCCGACAACUACCUGUCGGGUGUUGUGUCCGCACCAAACUGCCAGCGACACAUCAUCGCUGCCAACUGCUUUGCACCAAGCAAAGCCUGCAGUCCUGAGUUGCAGCGACCCGCAGCACAGUGCAUGGCAUUCUGUGGCAUCUCUCCAACCACUGCUGCCUGUGGUGGUCGUGGCGUGUGCUACCCAGACGGGCCCAGCUUGGUGCCAACGUGCUCGUGUGGUGCAGGAUCAGUGCGGUACGGACGAGGCGACUGUGUUCUGCCACCAGGGCCCACGGUGAACAUCCUCCCGCCAUUCGCGUUUCUCACCAAGGGCACGAAGAAGGAGACAAUGGGGAAGUUCAUGGCGAAGCCAAUGACCCUGUUUCAUUACCAGCGUGGUGUUACCUCGGGAUGUGGCUUGGGGUUGGCGUUCAGAGUCAACUUCACCUUCUCUCUCAUGCCCCAGUUUGGUACUGCUGGGUCCAAUGGCUUUGCACUUGUCAUAGCAGCAAAGCCCAAGGUGGGGAAGCCUGCUGGUGUGGGGUACAGUGGAUUGGGACUUCGGAGCAUAGCCGUUGUCUUUGACACGCUUCCGAAUGAUGUGGGCGAGCAGCACGUGGGGCUGUGCAUCAACGGCACAGAGGAGUGUUUGGUCAAGGAGGUGUCUCCAUUCACACUGACCGAUGGCGACUCAUACAAGGUGUGGGUGGACUAUGAGCCUGGGGAUCCCGGCACCAUUCAAGUGUUCCUGGCCAGUUCGAAUACAAAGCCAGACGAGCCACUGCUGCUGGGGAGGGUGUCGCUGUGUGCGGUCCUGCAGCCGGGAGUGAAGCAGCCGGCAUUCUCGUUUGGGUUCGUUGCGUCCACCACUGUGAAUCCCUUCCAGCGGCUAGGCAUUCUCUCCUCCACCGUGCAAACAGGCAUUCCUAAGGUCAAGGCCGUCCUGUUCAAAGAUCAAGCCCUUGGCCUCUCGCUAUCGGAGGACACAUUUGCACCGUCUCGAGGCAGCCCCUUUUCGCGCUACGUGAGUUCGGAUUUCGAGCUCUCGGCCACCAAGAAGGACGCGUGGAGGCUUCGUGACUUCCACACGUGGGACUCUGUGGAUUUCCUUGGCUGGCCUGUCAAGAACCAGCGAGACUGCAAUGCGUGCUGGGCAUAUGCGGUGGUGGCGAGUGUGGAGGCGGCAUACGGCAUUGCAAAGCAGCAGAGCGCCCCUCAACUGUCAGUGGAGGCGCUCUUCGCCCUCAUGGGGCUCUCCGACUCCGACAAGUGCUCCGCUGGCGGCUCCCCCACGCAGGCCCUUGAGAAGCUUGUGGCUCUCGAUGCCUCCAGUGGGCUCACAGGGGACAGUGACCCGGCAACAACGUACCCGGUGCAGUCGUUCGAGCGAGCGCGGUUCAAGGGGUAUGUGGGGCUCAUGAUGGCAGUGCAGAACCAGCCAGUGGUGGUUCACAUCCAGGCGUCUGCUGCCACGUUCGUGAUGUAUGAUGGGACAUACAAAUACCAGGAUCCUGAUUGCUAUACAGGAAGUCUCAACCAUGUUGUACUCGUUAUUGGGUACUUCAUUACGAGAAAUGACGGCAGCCAGAACCGCAUUGCUCCUCCGUUUUGGAUUAUUCGCAACUCGUGGGGAGAGGAGUGGGGCGACAAGGGUCACAUACGCAUGGACAUUCAGGGAGGGGAUGGCGUGUGUGGCAUCAACGUGCUGCCUGGCAUCUACCCCGUUGUCAAGAUUCCAGGGGACCCCUGUGGUCAAAGCAGCUACCAGGGAGAUCGGCCGCAGCCCGUUAUGAAUCCGUGUGGCCGAUUCAAAUGUGGCGUGACAGCAGAGAGCACGAAUAACUGCACCUGCAACAUUCCCACCGCUACUGUGCAGCCUUUUGUACAGGUGGUGAAUGGAGAUGGCUUCACCACAUGUGCUUAUG
Molecule: messenger RNA, 2970 nt
Organism: Closterium sp. Naga37s-1
Lineage: Eukaryota; Viridiplantae; Streptophyta; Zygnematophyceae; Desmidiales; Closteriaceae
Source: the annotation of a GenBank genome assembly